AGGGCACUGCUAUUACAGGGUGGAGCCUCCUUGGAACUGUCCAAGUAAGGGUGAGCUAAGUUUUCCAGAGCGGGGGUGCCUGUGGUGGAGAAGGCAUGCAGGAAAGGAACGCGGGCGCCAGCGCCAGCAUGAACGAGCGAAUGAACUCCGUGGAGGUCUUCGACGGUAUCCGCUUCCCAGGGUUCAUGCACAGCCAGGAGUCCCUACGGGCAGCCUGUGGCUUCCAGUUCAAGGACACAGACAUCCUCCUGGUGACGUUCCCCAAGUCAGGUACCACGUGGAUGCAACAGGUCCUGAGUCUGAUCUUCUGUGAAGGCUGCCUGUGGCCCAUUCACCACCUUCCCAACUGGGCCCGUGCGCCCUGGAUGGAGCAAAUCUCUUUCAGCCACUUAGUCACGCAGCUCAACACCUCCUGGCCUCGCCUGCUCACCACCCACCUGCCUGCCAAAGCGCUGGCCGCAGCUCUGAGGACGUCCAAAGCCCGGGUGAUCUAUAUGGCACGGAACCCCAAGGAUGUGCUGGUCUCCUUCUACCACUUCCACAAAAUCGCUGGCUUCCUGCCUGACCCCAGUUCCUUCGAGGACUUUGUAGAUGAGUUUCUUAAGGGUACAGGUUUCUUUGGCUCCUGGUUUGAUCAUGUGAAGGGGUGGCUGGGCCUCCAGCAGGACCUGAAUUUGCUUCUUGUCACCUAUGAGGAGCUGUACCAGGAACCUCGGGCCACCAUCCGGAAGCUCGGUGAGUUCCUGGGGCAUCCGCUGGGGCCACAAGAAGAGGCGGUCAUUCUGAAGCACUGCACUUUCUCCUUCAUGAGCCAGAGCAGCAUGGUCAACUACAGCCUGCUGCCCAAGGACAUCAUGGACCAGAGCCGGGGCAAGUUCCUGCGGAAAGGUGUGGUGGGGAACUGGAAGGAGCACUUCACUCCUGAGCAGGACGAGAAGUUCAAUGUCGUCUACAAGGCCCAGAUGGGCGACUCUGGCCUCUGCUUCCCCUGGACCAUGGACUGAGGAGCCCAGCCUGCUCCAGAGCGUCUGCGCUCCCAACCUGCUCUUCUGCUUCCAUGGCCUGACAUUAAAAACUCAUGUUUCGGGCUGGAGAGAUGGCUUAGCAGUUAAGCACUUGCCUGUGAAGUCUAAGGACCCCAGUUUGAGGCUCGAUUCCCCAGGACCC
This is a messenger RNA of Jaculus jaculus (lesser Egyptian jerboa), 1167 nucleotides long. RefSeq names its product sulfotransferase 2B1-like. NCBI's taxonomy places the organism in Eukaryota, Metazoa, Chordata, Mammalia, Rodentia, Dipodidae. Bases 96 to 1004 code for a protein of 302 amino acids. Gene Ontology annotation, cellular component: cytoplasm. The transcript is spliced from 7 exons. The record is from RefSeq and is a predicted model, not a curated record. Gene Ontology annotation, molecular function: sulfotransferase activity. Gene Ontology annotation, biological process: sulfation.